AUGUCGAGAGAUUCUUCUACUGAUGACAAUGAACAGAUGUUGGCUGCAGCAUUUUCAGCAAUAUUGGGUAAAGAAAUUCUACCUGAAUCAAAUGUACCACAACAAACACAACAACAUAUAAACAAAAUUUCCAUAUUUGAUCAACAUCUAACAUGUUUUGUCUAUGGAAAAGUUGGUCAACAGGAUACAAAUAAAGAUGAAUCAUUUAUGACAAUAUACAUCACAAUUCUGGCAACGAAAACUUCCUUUCCUUGUACAAUUGAAUGUGAUGCAAGUGUCGAUAAACUGAAACAAAUAAUAUAUGAGAAAGAAGGUAUAUUACGUAAUAAACAAAAUUUAAUUCAUUGUGGACAAGAAAUUGAUGAAGGUCAUCUAUUGAGUGAAUAUGAUGUUCAAGAUUCUAGUGAAAUAACUGUCGUACGUUUGAGAGCCAUUAAUUCAGAUGAUUUGCUAGUCUUAGAUAAAACUGCAUUGGAUCCCACGUAUGAUUAUGAUUUUACUAAUAUUAAUGACAAUGGGAAAAAGUUUACUCGUGGUGGAGUUGAAUAUCGUCGACCUUGUGGAUGGAGACGUUAUGCAAUUAACGUAGUUGGAAAGUAUGAAAAUGGAGUCUGGCUUGGCUCGAGCAAUAGCUCUGAUGAAUGGCCCGUAUCAUAUCAUGGAACAAAACAUGACGCAGUAAAUUCAAUUGCACAGAUCGGUUAUGAUCUAACAAAACAUAAGCGUUUUGCUCAUGGUCGUGGCAUUUAUUCAACGCCAGACGUUAAUGUAGCAAAAGGCUUUGCCAAAUCUUUUACCACAGAUGGACAACAAUAUCUCGUUAUUCUCCAAAAUCGUGUCAAUCCAAAACAUUUAAUCAAAUUACCUCAUGAAGAAACUGGAAAUGGUGAAUACUGGAUAUCUUCCGAUACUGAUGAUAUUAGACCAUAUGGAGUGUGUAUAAUGAAGAAAUGA
Molecule: messenger RNA, 954 nt
Organism: Rotaria sp. Silwood2
Lineage: Eukaryota; Metazoa; Rotifera; Eurotatoria; Philodinida; Philodinidae
Source: the annotation of a GenBank genome assembly